AUGGACCUGUUAAAGACAAUACGCUCGGAAACAUAUUGGAUGCAGCUCGACGAAUGUGAAGUGCUGAAAGUGAGUCCAGUCAGCACUGUGGUGUCGCCGUUCGCGUUGAGCCUGCCUCUGUGCCAGCUGGCUUCGGUGGCGAAAGGACAUGCCAAGGAGGAACUUAUGUCUGCCCUCGGGAUACCGAGAGAAAGUGAGAUUAAAAACUACUACAUCAAUGUCUACAGAGAACUGUUAGUGUUUUUGAGCUCUACCCUCAUGCUGAAGAACAUGAUAUACCUGAACGAUAGCCUGGAGGUGGACCGGGCCGUAAUGAAUGCGUCGAGUUAUUACGGGGUCCGUAUAGACAAAGUCGGGUUUCGGUAUCCGAAAGCAGCAGCCAAGUUUAUGAACCAUUGGUUCGCACAAGAAACACUCUACCGUGUCGCCACUUUGAUUGAUGAAGAAGACAUCGACAAUACAACGUCCAUGGUUAUACUAAACGGCAUAUAUUUUAAAGUCGCAUGGGACCAACCUUUUGACGGUCAGUUUACAAGGCCCCAAAAAUUUUAUGACUUGAGCAACAAAAUUUGGAUGAUCCCAAUGUUUAGCAUAAUUGACAGUUUAAAGUUUUUAGACGAUGUCAACAAUCAUGUGAAGAUUGUAAACCUAAACCUAAUGGCUCCAGGAGCAACCAUAACAUUUUUCCUCCCAGAGAACAGGGCAGGCUUACCAGACCUCAUCAACAAGUUCUCCAAUAACCCUUAUCUGUUGAAGAAGAUGAUGAGCGAGUUGCGAAUAAAAACGAUGCCUAUGAGGUUGUAUCUCCCUAGGAUGAAGAUCAAGACGUACGUCGACUGGACUGGUUUUAUAAGACUGAUAGGCGUUAAUGACAUUUUCUCUGUAAACGACUCUGGUUUAGAAGGGAUGCUGGAAAAGGACUCGAAGGGCAAAGUGUACCUGAGUAAGGCGAAGCAAAAGGUCUUCCUGGAAAUGGACGAGACGGGGAUGACGUGGUUUCAGAACCCAGUUAAUACAGACAAAGAACGGGCCGCUCGCGAGUUCGCCGAGUUCGGAGACAACCUUGAACAGGUGGUGUUUGACCACCCCUUUCUGUUCGUGGUACAGUUGGCGGGCAAGGGAGAGCCCCACCAUUUGCUGACUGGCGCUUUUUACGGCCCAGAGGAAGAAGAGUAA
Molecule: messenger RNA, 1176 nt
Organism: Ostrinia furnacalis (Asian corn borer)
Lineage: Eukaryota; Metazoa; Arthropoda; Insecta; Lepidoptera; Crambidae
Gene: serpin-33
Product: serine protease inhibitor 33
Exons: 8
Coding region: 1-1176 (391 amino acids)
Molecular function (GO): serine-type endopeptidase inhibitor activity
Source: RefSeq, a predicted model, not a curated record